UCUGUUUUCUCGAUCAAUGCUUCGCUUGAGAUUUCACAGUAUUUUAUUUGAGUAAAUACAGAGAAAGGUUCUCAGAGAUCUGAAUAUCCCGAAGUUUGACAGUAGCUGUGGCUAUUGACAGUGUCUCGGAGGACACUGGAAGAAAGACGACAAGCAACGUAAAGGCUUUCUGUACGUACAACGAACAGUUUAAAAGGUGUUAACGAAGUUUCUUCGACAAUUUCUUUAUUAUGUCCGGAGGCUUAGGUUGAAAAUUAGAACGACGCUGCCUCGAUAAAUACGUAGAGGCAGAAAGCUGACAAGAACGUAUUACUAAAUAUUUAACGUGACAUUAUGGCGCCAUGAUUUCUGCUCUACAUUCCGCAACUAGGCCAAAAUACAAGAGCCACGAAUGAACGUCCGAUCUAGCAAUCAAUAACGAACGACAGCCAUAAUCCACGACGAUGAUAAUCGUAACGAUUACAUCAAACGAAUGAAAUAUCUUGCAGCGAUUGGAACUGAAAUACAAAACGUGCGGGGACUGUUGAACGAAAAAAUACACGAGCAACGUCUGUUAAAUUGCGGAUGCUGCGUAGAAGCUUUCGAAGAAAAUACACUUUCGCCAACUUUUAUAAAAAUAAACCUCCAGAAGCUUGAACAAAGCUUAAACUGUUAGAAACUUGCUCCAUAACGAGACGCGUUAAAUCGUUCGCUUAGCGUAGAAACAAGAGAGAGGCGCGUAUCAAUGACCAGGUAAUAAACCGCUAAUCAAAUAAGGAAAUCGUAGCCUGUGUUCAUGGAAGUUCAGAAGUUUCGUCGCCAGAGCUAUGAACUUGACAUCCAUAAGAGCGACCUUCCACCCAGCCACGUAACGCCGUAUCGAUUGCUCGUCAGCAGAACGCUGACGUAAACUCCUAACUGCGAUAGUUUAAUUGAAUCUGGAAGGUUGAAGCAUAGAUGACGAGCUAUCAAAUGGCUAAUUAAACAACGAACUCGCGGCUACUCCAUCGAAUCUGCGGCUUGCGAGUUUCGCUUCGCGGAUUCUGUGAACUUGAGGAUCGCAAGGUCGGCCCUGAAGCCACCGCCACAUGAUAUCGUAUCGGAUUGACGCAAAAUCGCUUCUCGCGUCGGAGAGGUGCGAACAAUGGGCCAUAAAAUAGAAAGCUGGCAAUUUGAAUAUAACUUCUUGAAGGAGAAUGAUAAAUGGAAGGCGCUAAAGCGCGUAAGGUGAGGACCAUGUAAGGUGUAAAUAUCGUGUGCAUGUCUGGCGAAGAGCACGUGACAAAGACGCGAAGAAGAAGGUUAAUGUUUGCUCUUGGAAGCGAUGAGGAAUAGCCAUGAAAGAUGAAGCGCAAGGAAAGAAAGAAGCAAAGCAGAAAUACGUCGAUUCGAUCGAAACAACUGCAACCCCCCGGAGUCUCCAUGGACAUGGAAACGUCCUGGGCAGCUCAGGAGAUCAAGUCCAAUCUGAAUAACAUGGCUCGCUUUCAGCAGAAGCAACUGCAGGAGAAGGAGCAGAAGUUGCUGCAGCUUUACGACCAACAACAGCAACGAGCUUAUCAAGUGGUGCAACGAGGCAGCGCCGGCUCCAACAGCUCGAAUCAUGCUACCUCCAUCAGCCAGCACACCGUCACAAAGACCUCGAGCAGCAGCCAUACAACCUCGACCUCGCAAGGUGGAAAGGUGAGGCAGAUGUUCGACGAAAGACGGCAAACGACGGUGAAGGGCAUCGACAGAAGCUACCCACUGGAGCCGCUGGAGAACAAGACGCGGAAACAGACGAACGGAAACGGCGUACAGAAGAACGGAAAUUCAACAGUGAACCGACAGUCGCUGACUGUGAAGCGAGUAGCCAGGGCUGACGUGAACAGCAAUUUGAACGGUGGCAAACCGAUCGUCUCGUAUCACGAGGAAAUCAGUCGAGAAUCGUUCGGUCCGUGCGCGCGCCAGCACCAAGAGGAUGACGAGUUUGGAAACGAGAACCACGUCGCGCAAUAUGCGAAUGGAAACCAUCGAGACGAGACACGUAUGGAGGAAGUUUUGGACGAGGAUAUGAUAGAAAGGAAUCGUAUGAUGGCGAAACUUCAUCUGAUGGAGUACGACGAGACGUUGAAGCAUCGUGUUAAGAACGACCUCGAGAGCGAGGAAUUCCCCGAGGACUUUAUGGUCGAUGUUCCUGACAAGCUUCCAAAACAAAGUGUUACCAGGAAGUUAUCUCAAGCGGAGGUCAGGUUGGAACGCUUUAAAAACGCGAACGCGAGGCGUGGUAACAACGUUACGAAGAACCCAGCCAUUGCCCCGAAGAAACGAUCUGACCCAAUAUUUCCAGCAAAAUCCACUUGCAGCGGCAGCCGAAUGACCAAGACAGCUUCAGACAGAAGGUCGAACGACGGGAAAAAUCCUGCGAGUAGCAAAUCCAGAGGGAAGACAGUGGUCUCUGGAAAUGUGGGGAAAACGGUAUCGUUGGAUUCCGGGAGAAAUAUGGGACGAAGGGACGAAAAUCCACGGUUCUUCUGCGGAGAGUCCGAGAAGUCUGCCACUGCGCACGUCGUUGGUUCGAAAACCGCGAGGAAAUUAUCGCCAGAUUUGUCUGAAGAUAGAAUACGAAGAAGCGGAAGGUCUGCGAUAUUUAACAAAGAGAAAUCUGCUAUUAAAUACCCGAUAGACUCGAAAGCUGCAAGAACAUCGACAUCAGAGUCGCUUAAAGAUAAGACAGGAAAAAGGGAAAGUCGCGAAUUAUUUUCUAAAGAUGCUGGAAAAUCAACCAUAACUUCUGCAACUGGCGCAACAACUGCUAGGAAAUUGUCUUCUGGAGCUUUAAGAGAUGCCAAGGAUGAAGGCGAUCGUGGUAAAUUUAUCGGCGAAGAGUCUGAAACAUCAGCAACGACUUAUGGGAUUCGUCCAAAGUCUGCAGAGAGACCGAUUCGUGAAGUUUACGAAGAUACGAAGGACGUUAAGCGACGAAGUGAAAGUCCGAAAUUCUUCUGCAAAGAGUCUGAAAAAUCAGCAACGACUUACGCGAUCGACUCAAAGACUGCAGAAAAGUAUACUCGCGAAGCUACGAAAGAUACGAGGGGCUUGAAACGACGAAGUGAAAGUCCGAAAUUCUUCUGCAAAGAGUCUGAAAAAUCAGCAACGACUUACGCCAUCGACGGAGAAACAAAUAAAAGAUUCUCUCUCGGAGGUUUAAAAGACGCCAAGAAACGAAGCGACAGUCCAAAACCCAGAACUUACGUGAUCGAGCCAAAGCCUGCAGAGAGACCGAUUCGUGAAGUUUCCGAAGCUACAAAGGACAUUAAGCGACGAAGUGAAAGUCCGAAAUUUUUCUGCAAAGAGUCUGAAAAAUCAGCAACGACUUACACGAUCGACUCAAAGACUGCAGAAAAGUAUACUCGCGAAGCUACGAAAGAUACGAGGGACUUGAAACAACGAAGUGAAAGUCCGAAAUUCUUCUGCAAAGAGUCUGAAAAAUCAGCAACGACUUACGCGAUCAAUGGAGAAAUAAAUAAAAGAUUCUCUCUCGGAGGUUUAAAAGACGUCAAGAAACGAAGCGACAGUCCAAAACCCACAACUUACGCGAUCGAGCCAAAGUCUGCAGAAAGAUUGAUUCGUGAAGUUUCCGAAGAUAUAAAGAAUGUUAAGCAACGAAGUGAAAGUCCGGAAUUUUUCUGCAAAGAGUCUGAAACGUCAGGUAGCACUUAUGCAACUGAUUCAAAACUGGCAGGAAAAUUAGCCCGUGUUUCUUUGAAAGAUAUAAAAGACGUUAAACGACGAAGUGAAAGCCCAAGAUUCUUCUGCAAAGAGUCUGAAAGAUCAGCUACCACUUACGCAAUUGACGCAGGAACAAAUAAAAGAUUUUCUUUCGAAUAUUUAGAAGACUUCAAGCAACGAAGCAAUAGUCCAAAAUCCACAACUUACGCGAUUGACUCCAAACGUGCGGAGAGAUCGAUUCGUGAACCUUCUGAAGACAUAAAAGACGUUAAACGGCGAAGUGAGAGCCCAAGAUUCUUCUGCGAAGGGUCUGAAAGAUCAGCUAAAACUUACGCGAUCGAUCGGAAGGCUGCUAAUUCCUCGAAGACCAGAACACCACGCAGCGAUAGUCCGAAAUUCUUCUGCAAAGAAUCGGAGAAAUCAGCCACCACUUAUGCGAUGGACUCGACAACUCUUCCAACGUCCCCUAAUUAUAUGAAAGACAGUAAGAGCUCCGUAUUAAAAAUCGUAUCAAAGAAUAAAAAGAAUAUGACUAAUAACACGAUAAGAGAAUCCACGAACGACGCCAUGAAGAGACACGCUACAUAUGCCAAACGUGAUACAAUCAGCAAAUCUUCUUCUCCGAAAGGUCCAAAAUAUGACGUGAUAUCUUGCGCGAAACCCAAGUACCAAACUCUACCUAAAUCUACCGAAACCAAGUUACCUGACGUUUUCGAGCGUCUAACGAGAGAACGUAGCUCGAGCCCUCGGUCUUUCUGUCGCGAAGGCAGAAGAUCAGCCACGACGAUGAGCAUCCGCAACAGGGACACCGAGUCCGCCCCUGUAUCUGCAAACAUGGUCCAGGAAAUGAUAAAGAAAGGCAGCAAGAGUCAAAGAGUCGAUUCUGGAAAGCGCGAUGCUCCGAUAAUUCGUGCUAACGAAUCGAAAUCACCAGACUUCGCGAAAGCGUCAUCCAGAAGCUGCAGCGUAAGUCCACAGUACUUCGGCUCGGAUUCUGACAGAUCCGCCAGCAUCCUGAUGGUCACGCCGGAGACUAUAGUGAAAACAAAACCAGAUCUAGCGUGCUGCAAGGAAAGAGAACAAAGUCCUACGUCGUACGUUGCCAAAGGCGAGAAGCUCGUCACGAACGUACCAAGAGAAGCGACAAGAGGAUCGUCGUCAGAAAGCUACGACGAGACGGCGAAACGCUUCAUCAGAAGCUCGGUAUCGCGAUUUUUCUCGGAGCAGUGUGAAGCAGCAGCGAGAAACGUGGAGCCAAGAAAGCUUCAGCUGACAGACGCCAGAACACCGAAUCAGACAAAGUCGCAAUUCGAUGAUGAACAAGCUGAGAAUGACGAGAGAACGAGCGACUCGUCGCCCAGGUCUCGAGAAAUCGUGGAAAGUAGAGAAGAAACGCCGGAAUUCUUGCGUUACGAGACAGAGGAGUCCGCCAUAGCUACGAGCCUUAAGUCCAAAACUUGCACAGACGUCGAGCAACCGCCCAAAGGUGCGCACUCGCUUAAACAAACACUUGCACGUGAAAUGACGGCAAGGCCGAGGAAUCUAUCUAGCAACGUCAAGGACAGAUCCUCUAAGAUUCCUUUAAGCAUCAAGGACGACCACUUGACAGCCGAAAACGCGAAUGCACUUAGCCGUAGAGGGUCCGCCGGUGUUCUACGUUCAACAAAACUGAUUCGCGACGUGCUGCAGCGUCAGAGUGGCCAAGAUCAGGUGGAUUAUGCUCCGCAUGGAGCAUCCAGCGAAUGGGAAGAGCGACCGGAGGCUGACAGGACGCAGGCAGAAGUGAGAGUGGACAGGAAAGUUGAGGAAAGAGCUGGGACGCCGGUUGGUCGCCAACUUGCGGCCGCGGGAUCGGAAAGUUGCAAGUCCGCGGAAGUGGACACGCAGAUCGGAGAAAUCAGGACGCCUGAACGAUACGUAAAACAGGAGCAACUUCGAGGCACUUACUCGAGAUCGAGCAAGGGAACAGCCUGCGAGAAGUCGAGCGUUGGGAAGUUGCUGACGUAUUCCGUGCGCAAGCCAGUUAAACAGAGAGGAUCGUUGCUGGAGUCGAACAUUUUCCAGCAAUCGCUGGGAGAUCGAGAUUCGGCGCAUAAGAAGCCCACUAGCUCCAAACGUACGACGCGAAUUGCGUCUCCGAAGAAGGAGCCUGCAGCUUGUGCUCGUAGCAUUCAGAGUCGAACGAAGGGAAACGCGGCGAAUGGAAAGAACGAAAGCGACAUUUUGAAGACUCGCAGCCGAACAGCGAGUCUGAUCUCAGCAAGCCGCGGAAAAACGAGCUCAGAGAGGGUUGCUGAUAAGUGGAACGUGGACAGAUACGAUGCUUCGAAGCGUAUAACGCGAACGUCCAACGAAUCCACCGCUCGUGGCUCGAAAGGAGCAACUGAUGUGGCAGAUCGAAGCGGAGAAACCAAAAUCUCAAGAACUGGAGCACGAACUGCGAAGAAGCAGAGUAUGGUGGAUGAGAGGAAGAAAGGGAAUACGUCUAAACAGACUGAAGUUUUGAAGUCCAUGCAGCUCGUUCGCAGUGCUACGGGAGGAUCAGACUUUGAGCAGGAAUCACGAAAAAUGGUUGGCGAAUCAGUCGACGGUACAGACGAACAGACUGAAACGAGGAAAAGUUGCUGCCCCUCGACGAUCGAUAUUAGAAGGUCGGAGGCUGGCUUAGCUUCUAUAAAGGAACUUUCCAAGAAUUACGAGAGGACAGACUCGGUGGAAUCGGCUCUCAGACGUUUCGAUUCGAUCGGAACUGAGGCUGAAUCGAUCCGAGGCACGUUGGAACGAAGCGUGGAGUCGAUACCGAAGGAAAUACGAAGGAAAUCUGGCGGAAGCAUUGGCCGCAAGGCUGACUCAAAGACGAUUUCGCCGAAAGCACUUGAUCCAGCGAAUGUAAAUCUUCUCACUAAGAGAACGUGCGCCAGCAAAGCUACGACCGUAUCCAGAAGCUCAAUGGCCGCCGCUAAAGGAAGACAGACUGAGACGCAAGAAACGCAGAGGCAGAAAAAAUUGGAGAAAGCCAGAGACUCGAUAGAGAUCAGCCGAAUUGCCAUAAGAUCGAGAUCGCUGUCGUGCAAGCGGAAGCUUUUCCAGCACACUGACUCCAGCGAGACUGGAAGCGUUGCAUCGAGGUGCAGCAUCGAUUCCUUGAGAACCGUGGAACGUCUCUCGACGACAUCCAAUAAGAAGAAAACGCGCGACUCGGUGAAUACCGUGUCGAAACGCUUCGAAUUCUCUGGCAGCGACGAGACGUCGACGCAGACGAUAGAGAAAACAGAAAUGGAUGAAACGUCAACAGGUGUAGGUCGUUGCUCAUCGACGAAGCAACUGAGGUCGAUCGAGGAUAUUCGUAGGUCGAUGGAAGACGAAAGUUGGGAUCGCGAAACGGGGCAAUCGUCGGCGACGUCGACGAUCGUAGGCAGCGCGGCGAAAGCAGCGAGUCGAUCGGAACCUCGUCGAAUAAAUGUCAAUGAUCGCGCUGGAAAUAGAAAAGAGAUAUGUUCGUCGGGGCGGUCGGUGAACGUUACCGCGAGCAACGACGCUUUAGGGGAUGCGGAGCGUUCGUCUGUAAAAUGUACGAUGCGUUUCUCCAGGGUCGCGAAAAGUCCGAGCCCGGAGACGACCAAGGAAACGGGCAUCCGUGCGAGAAGAAACGUCCCAGCGUCGCCGUCCAAAAGUCCGGACACGGUCGCUAGGCGGGCGUCGAACGAGUUGAAAGGUCAAGACACAAGAUCGACGAAACGGCCAACGACUAUGAAAGGCACAGAGCCAAUUGGAAACAGGAAGACGUUGACGGCGACGAGUACGACUACGAAAAAAUCGGCGGACGUGGUCGAUAGCGCUAUUCUCGAGAAUGGUCUGCAUUUACGAGACCAAACUGCCGAAACGAAAUACGAUAACGACUCGCCCAUGAAGAAAAGCGACGCUCUGGUCGUCGACUUGGACGAGCAACCGCCGAAGGAAAACGACGCGCCACUUCCGCGGAAGCCGCUCUUACGAAAACAGUCCACCGAGAAACAGAUUACUUCCAUGCAAUCAACACGGCCACCAUCUGGUGGUAGCCCCAUGCAAAGUCAGACUUCCGGUUCUAGAAGCAAAAUGGCUUCGAGAGCAAAGACGCCAAUUUCCGGUUCAACAGGAUACAAAGGAUCAGCUUCCAGCAGAACCGGAGGAGCCGCGGCAGCGACAUGUUACAGUGACGCUCUGGUUCCUUGCAAAAUGUGUGGCCGCCGUUUCGCCCAAGAUCGAGUAACCCUUCACGAGCAAAUUUGCGCGAAAACAACUCAAAAAAAGAGGAAACAAUUCGAUACGAUGAUGUAUCGCGUAAAAGGCACCGAUCUCGAACCGUUCGUGAAAAAAGGACUUGUGAAAAAACAGGUGGAGAAAUCGAAGAAGCCGGAGAUAAAGUCGAACUGGCGGCGCAAACACGAGGACUUCAUUAACGCCAUACGCUCGGCCAAACAAGUACAAGCACACCUGGCCGCAGGAGGCAAGCUCAGUGAUUUGCCACCACCGCCGGUUAGCGAUAACUACGAUUACAUUCAGUGUCCCCACUGCGGAAGAAAAUUCAAUAAGGCCGCUGCCGAGCGUCACAUUCCCAAAUGCGAACACAUGUUACACAAUAAGCCGAUACACUCGCGAGCGCCGAAACCAAGACGUUAAUUCUGCCGGAGUCAUUUCUGCUAAACGAUCUUUCUAUAUACGUACAUAGAGGAGAAACAAGAUAGAUAAAAGUGUCUUUAUUUUGAGAAAAAUUAACUUGAAAUAAAAUUUGAAAAGAAAAAAAGGAAACCAGAACGAAAGAUUGUGUGUGAAAAAAUAUAGACACAAUAAUUACGAUAUUUUUAAUAGAACGCAGCUUUCAUGAAGCACCUUGUUUCUAUCUUGUUCGUGCGAUCGAUGCAGUUUUAUACAAGCGUCGCGUUGAUUAUGGAAUACUUAAAAAAUGUUGUAUGAGAUCUUACAUAAAUGGGGAAAAAAUCUCGCAGAAGACCGUCAUCUAUCGGACAUGUGCACGAAACGAAUGUAAAAGCGAUUUGUAUCUACAGCUUGAAAUCUAUGGGUUUCCUCCGUGUAUUUGGGACAAAUGUAUUUUCCGAUUAUACUAAAAUAAAGUACGAAUUUUCUCUACACACUGUAUAUACAUCUGUACGUAGCGAAACGAACGAAUAUGUUUGAUCGUUAUUUUUUCAAAAAAUAUGCAGACAAAAGAUAUGCAGAAAUGAUUAUAUAUAUAUAUAUAUAUAUAUAUAUAUAUAUAUAUAUAUAUAUAUCCUCUGUUUAUUUUGUGAAUUAAAAGAUCAUGUACUAAUAACUAUCUGUUUAAGAGAAAAUUUACGGCAUCCCGUUGUGAAAAUAUAUAACAUAUUUUGGAACGCUUACUUUAUACGUAUUUGUAUCUUUUUAUACAAUAAUAGUAGCCAAAUAUUGUAUGGCUAUUUGUCGCAUUGUAAUCGAUCCUCCCAAAACAAGAAACGUAUUGUGUCCUCAUAUAAUAACCAUAUGUAAUUAGUGAACGUUGUUUAGAAUUGAUGAAUUAAUUAUUAGAAAAAGCCGUUUUGAUUAAUAUUAAAAAUAUUGUGAUUUAUUUUGUAAGUUUUCAUCGAAAUAGAUUGCCACACCGAAUGAGAAAACAUUUUUAUAGCGCUUAAUCUUCUUAAUAAAUGAAAAUAUUGUAACAUUAUUGUUAUAAUGAAUUACUGGGAGCUAAUAAACUAACUUUUUAAUAAAAGAAUAAUAAUGACGCAA
Messenger RNA from Bombus pascuorum, 9435 nucleotides. Its product is annotated as serine-rich adhesin for platelets-like. NCBI's taxonomy places the organism in Eukaryota, Metazoa, Arthropoda, Insecta, Hymenoptera, Apidae. The transcript is spliced from 9 exons. Bases 1324 to 8349 code for a protein of 2341 amino acids. The record is from RefSeq and is a predicted model, not a curated record.